This is a messenger RNA of Protopolystoma xenopodis, 651 nucleotides long. The record is from the annotation of a GenBank genome assembly. NCBI's taxonomy places the organism in Eukaryota, Metazoa, Platyhelminthes, Monogenea, Polystomatidea, Polystomatidae.
AUGCCGAGGUGCGAACUGCGCCGAUUGCUUUCAAUCUUCGCGACGAUGGUUCUGCCUGGUCUGUCGACAUGGGGCUCUCAUGUUAUCAACGAGAUGCUGGAGGAGGAAGAGAGCUUUGCCUGGAGCCGAGUGAACACGAGCAUCGUCGUUGACGCCUUCGGAUGUUCCCUGCUACAGAUUAAGCCGAUGUCCUACAUGGCGUGGCUGACCCCCUAUAACAUACGUAUGAGCGGAGACAUCUCCUACCUAAACCAGACAUGCAUUGAAACCUAUGAACAAGUGGAGGUUACGCGAAUGGUGUCCCCGAGACUAGGCAUUGAGUUUCUGAGUAGGGACAAGUUUUGCCUGGACGAAUGGUUGGGCGAGAUUGAGAACGUGGAUACCGAGGUGAACAAGGCCUUUACCGCCUUUCCUAAGGUGAUCUGCUACGAGAUAGAGGACUCCGAAAGACAGAUUUAUCUGCUUGAGUUGGAGAUGACGCCCACAAAGAGACUGCAGAACAUAGCAAUGGUGCGAGAACACCCCGACCGACUGUACGUUCUGACCAACGAUUCCUUCAAUCCCAGCUGCUCCACACUUCAUCUGAUGCAUGCAGAAUUCAAAAAAUGUAAGAGCAACGAAAUACCCUAUUUGGAUGUAGAAAUCGUGUAG